Spirometra erinaceieuropaei is the source of this 1959-nucleotide messenger RNA. NCBI's taxonomy places the organism in Eukaryota, Metazoa, Platyhelminthes, Cestoda, Diphyllobothriidea, Diphyllobothriidae. The record is from the annotation of a GenBank genome assembly.
AUGGACUCCUCGGUCAGACUAGGUAAGCUUGUAUCGAUUAAAACCCAGAAACUAAGGGCGCGAUCUGCAGUGAGUCACAUCUCACUGCUACAUUUCCUUUUUGUAGAAAAUCUGCAAGAUCUCAUAUCAAUAGAAGCGAAAAGACGAGUCCCAGGAAGCAGUCUUGAAGAAGAAGAAGACAAAGACUUGGUCAUCGUGCCAGCGGACAAGGGGCGCUUCACGGUUGUGCUGGACAGGACAGACUACCUUCAAAAAGCCAAAGGUUUACUGGAGGACCGACAGUUCUAUGUCCCAUGUGCAACGAACCCUGUAAAAGCGCUGACACGCGAAAUCAAUGCUAUGUUGUUGGCCUUGGAGAACUCAGGUGCAAUAACACCAACCGACAGACGCAUGGCGAGACCCCAAGAUACGGCUUUGGCCCGAUUCUAUGGCCUCCCUAAGGUGCACAAAGACGGCGCUCCUCUCCGACCCAUCGUGUCGCUCAAAGGGACUCCAACGUACGGACUGGCUAAGUGGCUGUUCCGGCGUCUCAAGUUCCUGACCGCUGAGUCAGACACCACGGUCUCUUCGUCAGCACAAUUCCUGGAGAAACUCAAAGGGGUAAGCAUUCAUCCAAAUGAGGUCAUGGUAUCUUUUGAUGUUACAUCCCUUUUUACUUCUAUUCCCCAGGACCUAGCGAUCGAGACAAUUGAACUGCUACUACAAAGCAAAUACGAUGAAACGGAGAACCGUCUUGGACACGCCCAAAUCCUUCAGCUCCUGAAGCUCUGUCUCAGGACGUACUUCACGUUCAACGGGACAAUCUACGAACAGGUGAAGGGCACACCAAUGGGUUCGCCGAUUUCGGGAUUCAUCGCCGAGGCGGUCCUGCAACGGUUAGAAUCGCUGGUCUUCCAACACCACAGACCGAAAUUCUGCGCCCGGUAUGUGGAUGACACCUUCGUCGUCAUCGAACGGGAUCAGGUGUUGACAUUCCAAGAACAUCUCAACGCCGUCUUCCCGGACAUUCAAUUUACGAUGGAGGAGGAAGAGAACAACCAGCUGGCCUUCCUGGAUGUCCUCGUAUGCCGCAAGGAUUGUGGUGGACUAAAGACCAAAGUGUUCAGGAAAGCGACAAAUACGAUGCAAGUACUGAACUUCAACAGUAACCACCCAAUCAGCCACAAACGCAGUUGUGUAAGGACGCUCUAUCGGCGUGUCGAAACGCACUGCAGUGAGCCGGAAGACAAAAUUGCCGAACUACAAUACCUCCGACGGGUCUUCAAAGCCAAUGGCUACCCGCGCAACUUCGUCGACCGGUGCAUACGCAAAAGGGACGAAAGGCCUAACCGCACGGACACCAAAUCUUGGCGGGCACUUCCGUAUGUGAAGAACGUUUCGGAAGCUGUCGGCCGUCUUCUCGCACCACUUGGGGUUGGAGUGGCACCCAGACCGGAGGCAGCCAUCAGGCGUCUGAUCAUGAAACCGAAAGACCCACUGCCACGGCUAGAAACGUCUGGAGUCGUUUAUCGGAUCUGGUGCAGUUGCGGACAAAGCAACUACGUCGGAGAAACCGGAAGACAGCUCCGAACGAGAAUGGCCGAACACGCGGCAGCGGUGCGGAGAAAUGACGCCAGCUCUCAAUUUGCGGCUCAUUCGACGGGUUCCGGCCACACAUUCAAAUUUGACGAGGCCGAAAUUCUCGCAAGAGGUGACAACCGCGUGGGCCGGGAGCUGCUUGAGUCAUGGUUCACUGGCCCCCAGUCUAUUAACAAGUGCAAUGAUCUUCCCAUUCAAUACAGCGUGCUGAGACUUCGUUUAAGCGGAGAAAUUGGCCACGCGGGGAGCGCCCUGAUGAACACCCGGGUCAGCGCGUCAGAUGGUCGAGCAAUCAUCACACCAACAUCCAACGCACGUGAUGAAAUUGCAGCAAUUAACGACGCGAAUAUCGGCCAUCACGCCACGUGCAACGAUCCCUGA